UUGUGACAGCUGUGUAUUUAGUAAUAACGCGUAAAGGUAUUUUUUUAUUAUUGCAAUUUAAUAAAAUAAAUAUUUUGUUUUUACUGAAAAAUAUUAAAUAAAACUAAAACAUAUUGAGCCUCCCUCCUCUCACAACACCACGAACGUACUGAGCAGCUUUAAACGGUAACAGAGAGUGAGAAAUUAAAAAGGAAAUUUAGGGAAUAAAAUAUACUAAAACUUAAUUACAAUUUUUAUAAAACACAACAACCAAGGCCAUUUUUUAGAGCAUUUUUUUUGUGUGUGAUUGCCAGUCUGUCUUUUAGCAUUUUGGCAAUAGUGAGCUAAAAACACGCUUAACCAUGGCCACUUAUUCGACAAACAGUGAAGGAAAAUUUAUACCAGCCACCCAAAGACCAGAUGGCACCUGGCGCAAGGCACGUAGAGUAAAAGAAGGUUAUGUGCCGCAGGAGGAGGUGCCGCUUUACGAGAGUAAAGGUAAACAAUUUGCCCAACGAAAAGCCACUGGAUUGCCGCCGGGUCUAUGUCCCGAAGUGGUGGAGGCGGCCAAAAGGGAACGUGAGAAAAAAGAAAGAGCUAAAGCCAAAAAAGAGGCUGCUGCUUUGGCUGCCAAACAACAACAAAUACCUGGUGUACUCAAACUACCCGCCAAUGUUAAUCUAACUAAACCUAUCAUGAAUGGUCAGAAAACCAAAGCUUCCCCUGCUGCAGCAGCGUCUAAUAAACAAACCCAAAAUACCACAGCAACAACAACAAAAACUCUAGAAGCUUUAAGCCAAAAUCUAUCAGAUAAUCUUAAUAUCGAAGAAGAUUCUCAGGAACUGCAAAAGAAAUGCAAAAAACUUAAUAAGAAAUUGCGUGAAAUUGAGGAAAUCGAAAAGAAACUUAAAAGUGGUGCUCUCAAAAAACCCGAAAAAGAUCAAUUGGAUAAGGUGGGGCGUAAGAAAGAAAUCGAAAAGGAACAUAAAAAACUAUUAGCCAUUUUGGUGGAUACUAAAGGUCCAGAAGCCAUAGAGGGUCUUACACCUACCAACAGCAGUUGUUAAACAGUGCCAUUCAUUACUAAGAGUUGCUGUUGUGUAAUUAAAAGUUUCCUUUUUUUAAGUUUUUUUCUUUCUUUGCUUUUUUAUUUGUUCCUUUAAGUUGGCAAAACAAAAAAAAAGUUAUUUUUUAAUAAAUUUUGUUUUAUUUUAAGUUGGCUUUAG
Messenger RNA from Lucilia cuprina (Australian sheep blowfly), 1205 nucleotides. RefSeq names its product partner of Y14 and mago (gene Pym). Gene Ontology annotation, molecular function: RNA binding. The transcript is spliced from 2 exons. Lineage: Eukaryota; Metazoa; Arthropoda; Insecta; Diptera; Calliphoridae. Gene Ontology annotation, cellular component: exon-exon junction complex; cytoplasm. Bases 342 to 1046 code for a protein of 234 amino acids. The record is from RefSeq and is a predicted model, not a curated record. Gene Ontology annotation, biological process: exon-exon junction complex disassembly.